UUCAGUUCGAAGCCAUGAUCCAAAAUUUCACCACCAUUUCCAAAUUAAACCCUCUCAUUUCCCCUACAAAAUUCAAUCCCAAAAUCCCCCUACCUUUUCCAAGCAGGAUGUGCUCCAACGCAGUUAGAGCUGCACAGACAAUCCACGCGGUUCCGGGUCUCGGGUCGGACGAGAUGGAGCGGGUCGCCCACCAGACCUUCACGCGGUACACUUCCGACGCAAUGCCGCCCCCGCCCAGAAAAGGAAAAGGAGUCGCUAUCGUUUGGUUCCGAAACGACUUGAGAAUCUUGGACAACGAGGUUUUGCACAAGGCCUGGGCUUCGUCCCAGGCUCUCUUGCCCGUUUACUGCGUUGAUCCGAUGUUGUUUGGCGCCACGUAUCACUUUGGUUUCCCCAAAACUGGAGCUAUCAGAUCGCAGUUUCUUAUUGAGUGUUUAGCCGAUUUGAAGCAAAAUUUGAUGAAAAGGGGCCUCAACCUUAUGAUUCAACAGGGGAAACCAGAGCAGAUUCUUCCUUCACUUGCCAAAGCAUAUGGAGUCCACACUGUUUAUGCUCAGAAAGAAACGUGCAGUGAGGAAGUACAUGUCGAGAGAUUGGUUGCCAAGAAUUUGAAAAAAGUCGUGCCACCAUUAGCCGAGGGUGUGUCUGCUAAGCAUAAGUCUACUAAUCUGGAUUUGAUCUGGGGGUGUACUAUGUACCACAUCGAUGACCUUCCAUUCAAUUGCACGUCUUUGCCAGACGUGUAUACUCAGUUUCGUAAGUCGGUUGAAUCAAAGUCUACCAUUAGGAGUUGCAUUAAGGUUCCGGCAUCACUUGGUCCCACGCCCGAUGUUAAAGAUUGGGGAUGCAUCCCCGAUGCUUCCAUGCUUGGGGUUCAGCCAGAAAAGGCUUCGAAAGGAAUGGCGUUCACAGGGGGCGAAAGUGCAGCACUGAGUAGAGUGCACGAGUAUUUCUGGAAGAAGGAUCUCUUGAAGACAUAUAAAGUGACACGAAACGGGAUGCUAGGACCUGACUACUCGACAAAGUUUUCUCCCUGGCUUGCCUCUGGAAGCCUUUCACCUCGUUUUAUUUAUGAAGAGGUGAAGAGAUAUGAAAAGCUGAGAGUAUCAAAUGAUUCCACAUAUUGGGUGUUGUUUGAACUUAUAUGGAGAGACUACUUCAGAUUCCUAUCAAUCAAGGCUGGAAACUCUCUCUUUUAUGUUGGUGGUCCACGAAGAGUGCAGACGAAUUGGAGCCAAGACCAAGCAUUGUUUGAUGCUUGGCGAAAUGGUCAGACCGGGUAUCCUCUGAUCGAUGCAAACAUGAAAGAGCUAUCGGCUACUGGCUUCAUGUCGAAUAGGGGGCGACAGAUUGUAUGCUCAUUUCUCGUUCGAGACAUGGGCGUUGACUGGAGGAUGGGAGCAGAAUGGUUCGAGUCUUGUCUCUUAGAUUAUGAUCCGUGUUCCAACUACGGUAACUGGACCUAUGGAGCAGGUGUCGGGAAUGAUCCACGAGAGGAUCGGUAUUUCAGCAUCCCGAAGCAAGCUCAGAGCUAUGAUCCAGACGGCGAGUUCGUGGCGUACUGGUUACCUCAACUGAAGCCACUGCCUAAAGAGAAGAGGCAUAAUCCUGGGAUGAUGAUGUAUAUGAAGCCAAUAGUGGCACUCAAAUUUGGGAACACAAAGGCCUCAGGAGCAAGAAGAGGUGGUGUGGAAGAGAAGAAAGGGAAGAGCUAUAGAGGGAACAGAAUUCAAUAAAAUAAUGAUGCUUGGCAUAUACAUAUCAUUUUUCAAGUGGAGGAAUGAGAGAUAGGUUGUUUGUUAGCUCUUGCUCUUGCUCUUGCCGGUGUUGUGGAUGGAUGUGUUCACAGAUCUCUGAAUACUGUCUUGCUUCUGCAAGAAGGCGAAUCAAGGAGCUGUAACGAUGCACAAGUGGUUCGUGGGAAGAGAACACGAGGAUAUUCGAGCAAGGCUCUAUGUGUAAUUUUGACUAUGAGUUUCACUUGAAACACAUGACUUUUGCACUAAUCUAUCUGUAACACUAUAGUUGAGUCGUAUUCCAUUUUUAGUCAUCUUACUAGUUGAACCAUUUCCAUUUACGAUAAAUGUAACACAUUUAAUCUUUUUUACUUCA
Messenger RNA from Salvia splendens (bonfire salvia), 2112 nucleotides. Its product is annotated as cryptochrome DASH, chloroplastic/mitochondrial. The coding region runs from base 15 to 1736 and encodes 573 amino acids. Gene Ontology annotation, molecular function: deoxyribodipyrimidine photo-lyase activity; FAD binding; DNA binding. NCBI's taxonomy places the organism in Eukaryota, Viridiplantae, Streptophyta, Magnoliopsida, Lamiales, Lamiaceae. Gene Ontology annotation, biological process: photoreactive repair. The record is from RefSeq and is a predicted model, not a curated record. The transcript has 13 exons.